Molecule: messenger RNA, 6332 nt
Organism: Xyrauchen texanus (razorback sucker)
Lineage: Eukaryota; Metazoa; Chordata; Actinopteri; Cypriniformes; Catostomidae
Product: keratin-associated protein 10-4-like
Exons: 2
Coding region: 4222-6240 (672 amino acids)
Source: RefSeq, a predicted model, not a curated record
AUCACAAGACACCGACAAACCGUUAAACGCAAACUGUCCAACAGAAUUCAUCAUGGGAAACUUCACUCCCCCCAAAAAUAUGUGUGUUUGUGUGUGUGUUUGUGCGUGCUUGUGUGUUUGUGUGUGUGUUUGUGUGUGUGUUUGUGCGUGCUUGUGUGUGUGUUUGUGCAUGCUUCUGUGUUUGUGUGUGUUUGUUUGUGCGUGCUUGUGUGAGUGUUUGUGCGUGCUUGUGUGAGUGUGUGUGUGUUUGUUUGUGCGUGCUUGUGUGAGUGUUUGUGCGUGCUUGUGUGUUUGUGUGUGCGUUUGUGCGUGCUUGUGUGAGUGUGUGUGUGUUUGUUUGUGCAUGCUUGUGUGUGUGUUUGUGCGUGCUUGUGUGUUUGUGUGUGUGUUUGUUUGUGCGUGCUUGUGUGUGUGUUUGUGCGUGCUUGUGUGUUUGUGUGUGUGAGUGUUUGUGCGUGCUUCUGUGUUUGUGUGUGUGUGUGUGUGUGUUUGUGCGUGCUUGUGUGUUUGUGUGUGCGUUUGUGCAUGCUUCUGUGUUUGUGUGUGUUUGUUUGUGCGUGCUUGUGUGUGUGUUUGUGCGUGCUUGUGUGUUUGUGUGUGUGUUUGUUUGUGCGUGCUUGUGUGAGUGUUUGUGCGUGCUUCUGUGUUUGUGUGUGUGUGUGUGUGUGUUUGUGCGUGCUUGUGUGUUUGUGUGUGCGUUUGUGCAUGCUUCUGUGUUUGUGUGUGUUUGUUUGUGCGUGCUUGUGUGUGUGUUUGUGCGUGCUUGUGUGUUUGUGUGUGUGUUUGUUUGUGCAUGCUUGUGUGAGUGUUUGUGCGUGCUUCUGUGUUUGUGUGUGUGUGUGUGUUUGUUUGUGCGUGCUUGUGUGUUUCUGUGUGUGUUUGUGUGUUUGUGCAUGCUUGUGUGUGUGUGUGUUUGUGCGUGCUUGUGUGUUUGUGUGUGUUUGUGCGUGCUUGUGUGUUUGUGCGUGUUUGUGUGUGUGUUUGUGCGUGCUUGUGUGUUUGUGCGUGUUUGUGUGUGUGUGUGUGUAUGUUUGUGUGUGUGUUUGUGAGUGCUUGUGUGUUUGUGUGUGUGUUUGUGCAUGCUUGUGUGUUUGUGUGUGUUUGUGUGUGUUUGUGCAUGCUUGUGUGUUUGUGCGUGUUUGUGUGUGUGUGUGUGUAUGUUUGUGUGUGUGUUUGUGCAUGCUUGUGUGUUUGUGUGUGUUUGUGUGUGUUUGUGCAUGCUUGUGUGUUUGUGCGUGUUUGUGUGUGUGUGUGUGUAUGUUUGUGUGUGUGUUUGUGCGUGCUUGUGUGAGUGUUUGUGCGUGCUUGUGUGAGUGUUUGUGCGUGCUUCUGUGUUUGUGUGUGUGUGUGUUUGUGCGUGCUUGUGUGUUUGUGUGUGCGUUUGUGCAUGCUUCUGUGUUUGUGUGUGUUUGUUUGUGCGUGCUUGUGUGUGUGUUUGUGCGUGCUUGUGUGUUUGUGUGUGUGUUUGUUUGUGCGUGCUUGUGUGAGUGUUUGUGCGUGCUUGUGUGUUUGUGUGUGCGUUUGUGCGUGCUUGUGUGAGUGUGUGUGUGUUUGUUUGUGCGUGCUUGUGUGUGUGUUUGUGCGUGCUUGUGUGUUUGUGUGUGUGUUUGUUUGUGCGUGCUUGUGUGUGUGUUUGUGCGUGCUUGUGUGUUUGUGUGUGUGAGUGUUUGUGCGUGCUUCUGUGUUUGUGUGUGUGUGUGUGUGUUUGUGCGUGCUUGUGUGUUUGUGUGUGCGUUUGUGCAUGCUUCUGUGUUUGUGUGUGUUUGUUUGUGCGUGCUUGUGUGUGUGUUUGUGCGUGCUUGUGUGUUUGUGUGUGUGUUUGUUUGUGCGUGCUUGUGUGAGUGUUUGUGCGUGCUUCUGUGUUUGUGUGUGUGUGUGUGUGUGUUUGUGCGUGCUUGUGUGUUUGUGUGUGCGUUUGUGCAUGCUUCUGUGUUUGUGUGUGUUUGUUUGUGCGUGCUUGUGUGUGUGUUUGUGCGUGCUUGUGUGUUUGUGUGUGUGUUUGUUUGUGCGUGCUUGUGUGAGUGUUUGUGCAUGCUUGUGUGAGUGUUUGUGCGUGCUUCUGUGUUUGUGUGUGUGUGUGUGUUUGUUUGUGCGUGCUUGUGUGUUUCUGUGUGUGUUUGUGUGUUUGAGUGUGUGUGUUUGUGCAUGCUUGUGUGUGUGUGUGUUUGUGCGUGCUUGUGUGUUUGUGUGUGUUUGUGCGUGCUUGUGUGUUUGUGCGUGUUUGUGUGUGUGUUUGUGCGUGCUUGUGUGUUUGUGCGUGUUUGUGUGUGUGUGUGUGUAUGUUUGUGUGUGUGUUUGUGAGUGCUUGUGUGUUUGUGUGUGUGUUUGUGCAUGCUUGUGUGUUUGUGUGUGUUUGUGUGUGUUUGUGCAUGCUUGUGUGUUUGUGCGUGUUUGUGUGUGUGUGUGUGUAUGUUUGUGUGUGUGUUUGUGCAUGCUUGUGUGUUUGUGUGUGUUUGUGUGUGUUUGUGCAUGCUUGUGUGUUUGUGCGUGUUUGUGUGUGUGUGUGUGUAUGUUUGUGUGUGUGUUUGUGCGUGCUUGUGUGAGUGUUUGUGCGUGCUUGUGUGAGUGUUUGUGCGUGCUUCUGUGUUUGUGUGUGUGUGUGUUUGUGCGUGCUUGUGUGUUUGUGCGUGCUUGUGUGAGUGUUUGUGCGUGCUUCUGUGUUUGUGUGUGUGUGUGUGUGUGUUUGUGCGUGCUUGUGUGUUUGUGUGUGCGUUUGUGCAUGCUUCUGUGUUUGUGUGUGUUUGUUUGUGCGUGCUUGUGUGUGUGUUUGUGCGUGCUUGUGUGUUUGUGUGUGUGUUUGUUUGUGCGUGCUUGUGUGAGUGUUUGUGCGUGCUUGUGUGAGUGUUUGUGCGUGCUUCUGUGUUUGUGUGUGUUUGUUUGUGCGUGCUUGUGUGUUUCUGUGUGUGUUUGUGUGUGUGUUUGUGUGUUUGAGUGUGUGUGUUUGUGCGUGCUUGUGUGUUUGUGUGUGUGUUUGUGUGUGUGUUUGUGCGUGCUUGUGUGUGUGUUUGUGCAUGCUUCUGUGUUUGUGUGUGUUUGUUUGUGCGUGCUUGUGUGAGUGUUUGUGCGUGCUUGUGUGAGUGUGUGUGUGUUUGUUUGUGCGUGCUUGUGUGAGUGUUUGUGCGUGCUUGUGUGUUUGUGUGUGCGUUUGUGCGUGCUUGUGUGAGUGUGUGUGUGUUUGUUUGUGCGUGCUUGUGUGUGUGUUUGUGCGUGCUUGUGUGUUUGUGUGUGUGUUUGUUUGUGCGUGCUUGUGUGAGUGUUUGUGCGUGCUUCUGUGUUUGUGUGUGUGUGUUUGUGCGUGCUUGUGUGUUUGUGUGUGCGUUUGUGCAUGCUUCUGUGUUUGUGUGUGUUUGUUUGUGCGUGCUUGUGUGUGUGUUUGUGCGUGCUUGUGUGUUUGUGUGUGUGUUUGUUUGUGCGUGCUUCUGUGAGUGUUUGUGCGUGCUUCUGUGUUUGUGUGUGUGUGUUUGUGCGUGCUUGUGUGUUUGUGUGUGCGUUUGUGCAUGCUUCUGUGUUUGUGUGUGUUUGUUUGUGCGUGCUUGUGUGUGUGUUUGUGCGUGCUUGUGUGUUUGUGUGUGUGUUUGUUUGUGCGUGCUUGUGUGAGUGUUUGUGCGUGCUUCUGUGUUUGUGUGUGUGUGUUUGUGCGUGCUUGUGUGUUUGUGUGUGCGUUUGUGCAUGCUUCUGUGUUUGUGUGUGUUUGUUUGUGCGUGCUUGUGUGUGUGUUUGUGCGUGCUUGUGUGUUUGUGUGUGUGUUUGUUUGUGCGUGCUUGUGUGAGUGUUUGUGCGUGCUUGUGUGAGUGUUUGUGCGUGCUUCUGUGUUUGUGUGUGUGUGUGUGUUUGUUUGUGCAUGCUUGUGUGUUUCUGUGUGUGUUUGUGUGUGUGUUUGUGUGUUUGAGUGUGUGUGUUUGUGCAUGCUUGUGUGUGUGUGUGUUUGUGCAUGCUUGUGUGUUUGUGUGUGUUUGUGCGUGCUUGUGUGUUUGUGCGUGUUUGUGUGUGUGUUUGUGCGUGCUUGUGUGUUUGUGCGUGUUUGUGUGUGUGUGUGUGUAUGUUUGUGUGUGUGUUUGUGAGUGCUUGUGUGUUUGUGUGUGUGUUUGUGCAUGCUUGUGUGUUUGUGUGUGUUUGUGUGUGUUUGUGCAUGCUUGUGUGUUUGUGCGUGUUUGUGUGUGUGUGUGUGUAUGUUUGUGUGUGUGUUUGUGAGUGCUUGUGUGUUUGUGUGUGUGUUUGUGCAUGCUUGUGUGUUUGUGCGUGUUUGUGUGUGUGUUUGUGCAUGCUUGCGUGUUUGUGUGUGUUUGUGUGUGUGUGUGUGUUUGUGCGUACUUGUGUGUUUGUGCGUGUUUGUGUGUGUGUGUUUGUGCGUGUGUUUGUGCGUGCUUGUGUAUUUGUGUGUUUGUAUGUGUGUUUGUGCGUGCUUGUGUAUUUGUGUGUUUGUAUGUGUGUUUGUGCGUGCUUGUGUGUUUGUGUGUGUUUGUGCGUGCUUGUGUGUUUGUGCAUGCUUGCGUGUUUGUGUGUGUGUGUGUUUGUGCGUGCUUGUGUGUUUGUGCGUGCUUGUGUGUGUGUUUGUGUGUGUGCGUGCUUGUGUGUUUGUGCGUGUUUGUGUGUGUGUUUGUGCGUGCUUAUGUGUCUGUGUGUUUGUAUGUGUGUUUGUAUGUGUGUUUGUGCAUGCUUGUGUGUUUGUGUGUGUUUGUGCGUGCUUGUGUGUUUGUGCAUGCUUGCGUGUUUGUGUGUGUGUGUGUUUGUGCGUGCUUGUGUGUUUGUGCGUGCUUGUGUGUGUGUUUGUGUGUGUGCGUGCUUGUGUGUUUGUGCGUGUUUGUGUGUGUGUUUGUGCGUGCUUAUGUAUUUGUGUGUUUGUGUGUGUGCGUGCUUGUGUAUUUGUGUGUUUGUAUGUGUGUUUGUGCGUGCUUGUGUGUUUGUGUGUGUGUUUGUGUGUGCUUGUGUGUGUGUUUGUGUGUGCUUGUGUGUGUGUUUGUGCGUGCUUGUGUGUGUGUUUGUAUGUGUGUUUGUGCGUGCUUGUGUGUUUGUGUGUGUGUUUGUGCGUGCUUGUGUGUGUGUUUGUGCGUGCUUGUGUGUUUGUGUGUGCUUGUGUGUGUGUUUGUGCGUGCUUGUGUGUGUGUUUGUGCGUGCUUGUGUGUUUGUGCGUGCUUGUGUGUGUGUUUGUAUGUGUGUUUGUGCGUGCUUGUGUGUUUGUGUGUGUGUUUGUGCGUGCUUGUGUGUGUGUUUGUGCGUGCUUGUGUGUUUGUGUGUGCUUGUGUGUGUGUUUGUGCGUGCUUGUGUGUGUGUUUGUGCGUGCUUGUGUGUUUGUGCGUGCUUGUGUGUGUGUUUGUAUGUGUGUUUGUGCGUGCUUGUGUGUUUGUGUGUGUGUUUGUGCGUGCUUGUGUGUGUGUUUGUAUGUGUGUUUGUGCGUGCUUGUGUGUUUGUGUGUGUGUUUGUGCGUGCUUGUGUGUGUGUUUGUAUGUGUGUUUGUGCGUGCUUGUGUGUUUGUGUGUGUGUUUGUGCGUGCUUGUGUGUUUGUGUGUGCUUGUGUGUUUGUAUGUGUGUUUGUGCGUGCUUGUGUGUUUGUGUGUGUGUUUGUGUGUGCUUGUGUGUGUGUUUGUGCGUGCUUGUGUGUUUGUGCGUGCUUGUGUGUGUGUUUGUGCGUGCUUGUGUGUGUGUUUGUGCGUGCUUGUGUGUUUGUGUGUGUGUUUGUGCGUGCUUGUGUGUGUGUUUGUAUGUGUGUUUGUGCGUGCUUGUGUGUUUGUGUGUGUGUUUGUGCGUGCUUGUGUGUUUGUGUGUGUGUUUGUGCGUGCUUGUGUGUGUGUUUGUAUGUGUGUUUGUGCGUGCUUGUGUGUUUGUGUGUGUGUGUUUGUGCGUGCUUGUGUGUUUGUGUGUGUGUUUGUGCGUGCUUGUGUGUGUGUUUGUAUGUGUGUUUGUGCGUGCUUGUGUGUUUGUGUGUGUGUUUGUGCGUGCUUGUGUGUUUGUGUGUGUGUUUGUGCGUGCUUGUGUGUGUGUUUGUAUGUGUGUUUGUGCGUGCUUGUGUGUUUGUGUGUGUGUUUGUGCGUGCUUGUGUGUUUGUGUGUGCUUGUGUGUUUGUAUGUGUGUUUGUGCGUGCUUGUGUGUUUGUGUGUGUGUUUGUGUGUGCUUGUGUGUGUGUUUGUGCGUGCUUGUGUGUUUGUGCGUGCUUGUGUGUGUGUUUGUGCGUGCUUGUGUGUGUGUUUGUGCGUGCUUGUGUGUUUGUGUGUGUGUUCUCAUGUUGUUCCAAACCCGUAUUAAUUUUAUAUGACUUUUGUGAGUGAACUAUCCCUUUAAUUUCAAAUGUUUCCGUUAUAGAAAAACACGGAUGUCGAUAAAAGUUACUCAAAAAC